Messenger RNA from Eruca vesicaria subsp. sativa (arugula), 2589 nucleotides. NCBI's taxonomy places the organism in Eukaryota, Viridiplantae, Streptophyta, Magnoliopsida, Brassicales, Brassicaceae. The record is from the annotation of a GenBank genome assembly.
CGAAAAAUAUCGGAUAACGUCUUCCUCAAUGGACGCAGCACUCUCCCCUCUCAAACCUCCAUACCCUAUUCAAUCCAAGAGACCUCCACAGCCUCAAUCCUCUAACCACUCCCUCAAAUUCAGCUCCGCCACACUCCACUUACCUCCUCCUUCUCCUCACCCCUCUUUCCCUCUCGACUCCCUUCUCCACCACCUCGUCCACCUCUCUUCCUCUCCCCGACAUGCCAAUUCACCCGCCGCAGCUCGUUCCCUCUCUCUCGAUGUGAAACCCAUCUCGAGUCCCGUUCUGGGUAUCAACGGGUCUCUGAAGCUACUCUGUAAGAAGGAGACUUUGCUGCUCAACUCCAUUUUGGAACAGCCUUUGUCUGAAUUGAGCAGCUUCUUCGAUUCAGUGAAACCCGAGCUGAUUAGGACAGAUGUGUUCAGUCUUGUCAAGGCUUUAGAUGACUCCGGGAACUGGGAGAGAGCGGUUUCGUUGUUCGAAUGGUUAGUUUCAGCUUCGAAUUCAGGUGCUUUGAAGCUUGAUCAUCAUGUUAUUGAGAUCUUAGUUAGGAUCUUCGGUAGAGAGUCUCAGUACUCUGAUGCAGCUAAGCUGCUCGAUAAAAUUCCUCUACAAGAAUACUUGCUUGAUGUUCGUGCUUACACGACUAUCCUCUAUGCUUAUUCACGGACUGGGAAGUAUGAAAGAGCGAUCAAUCUGUUUGAGAGGAUGAAAGAGGUGGGACCUUCACCUACUCUGGUGACUUACAAUGUGGCUCUCGAUGUUUACGGGAAAAUGGGAAGGUCUUGGAGCAAGAUUCUAGUGGUUUUAGAUGAAAUGAGAAGCAAAGGGAUGAAGUUUGAUGAGUUUACUUGUAGCACUGUGUUGUCCGCUUGUGCAAGAGAGGGUUUGUUAAGAGAAGCCAAGGAGUUUUUCGCUGAGCUUAAGUCUGGUGGAUAUGAGCCUGGGACUGUAACUUACAAUGCCUUGUUGCAAGUUUAUGGUAAAGCAGGGGUUUAUACAGAAGCGCUUAAGAUUUUGAAAGAGAUGGAGGAGAACAAGUGUCCUGCAGAUUCUGUCACGUACAAUGAGCUUGUUGCAGCUUAUGUUAGAGCUGGUUUUAGCAAGGAAGCUGCCGGUGUCAUUGAGAUGAUGACGCAGAAGGGUGUAAUGCCGAACGCAAUCACUUACACUACAGUGAUAGAUGCUUACGGAAAGUCGGGGAAGGAGGAAGAGGCUUUGAAGCUGUUUUACAGUAUGAAGAGAGCUGGUUGUGUUCCGAACACUUGCACCUACAACGCAGUGCUUAGUAUGCUGGGGAAGAAGUCGAGAUCUAAUGAGAUGAUAAAGAUGUUAUGUGAGAUGAAGUCUAAUGGAUGUUCUCCGAAUAAGGUCACUUGGAACACCAUGCUUGCUCUGUGUGGGAAUAAAGGUAUGGAUAAGUAUGUGAACCGAGUGUUCCGUGAAAUGAAGAGCUGCGGUUUUGAACCUGGUAGGGACACAUUCAACACGUUGAUUAGUGCUUACGGGAGAUGCGGUUCGGAGGUUGAUGCGUCGAAAAUGUUUGGUGAGAUGACAAGAGCAGGUUUCAACGCUUGUGUCACGACGUACAACGCGUUGCUUAAUGCCUUGGCUAGACAAGGGGACUGGAGGUCGGGAGAGAAUGUGAUUUCCGACAUGAAAAGUAAAGGUUUCAAACCAACCGAAAAAUCUUACUCAUUGAUGCUUCAGUGCUAUGCUAAGGGAGGGAACGUUCUAGGGAUAGAGAGAAUCGAGAAGGAGAUAGUUGAGGGCCACAUAUUCCCGAGCUGGAUGCUUUUGAGAACUUUGCUUCUCGCAAACUCUAAAUGCAGAGCACUAGCGGGGAUGGAGAGAUCAUUCACGUUGUUUAAAAAGCACGGAUACAAACCCGACUUGGCGAUUUUCAACUCGAUGCUCUCCAUCUUCACAAGGAACAACAUGUAUGACCAAGCACACGAGAUUCUCCAAUCUAUCCGCGAGCACGAGCUAACCCCGGAUAUUGUUACCUACAACAGCCUCAUGGACAUGUAUGUAAGAAGAGGAGAGUGUUGGAAAGCAGAAGAAAUCCUCAAGAGUCUGGAGAAAUCCAAGCUAACACCACCAGACCUGGUCUCUUACAACACGGUGAUAAAAGGUUUCUGCAGGAAGGGGUUGAUGCAAGAAGCGGUUAGGAUGCUGUCUGAGAUGACAGAGCGUGGAAUAAGACCGUGCAUUUUCACUUACAACACGUUUGUUUCGGGUUACACGGCGAUGGGGAUGUUUGGAGAGAUAGAGGAUGUGAUUGAGUGUAUGGCGAAGAAUAAGUGCAGACCAAAUGAGUUGACUUAUAAAAUGGUUGUGGAUGGUUACUGCAGAGGAGGGAGGUAUAGUGAAGCUAUGGAGUUUGUAUCCAAGAUUAAAACCCUUGAUGCUUACUUUGACGAUCAGUCCAUCCAGCGGCUAGCUGUACGAGUACGUGAGAAUUUAGAAUCCUGAAUCAAGUGAUAUUUUUUUCCUUUGUAGAUUUGUGAGUUUUUGUAUUAAAAUUUACAUUUCAUUUGUAUUUUUACUUGAAAUAAAAUAAGCAACUUUGUUCAUGAUGAUGAAAG